This is a messenger RNA of Drosophila busckii, 748 nucleotides long. RefSeq lists its product as uncharacterized. The coding region runs from base 9 to 557 and encodes 182 amino acids. NCBI's taxonomy places the organism in Eukaryota, Metazoa, Arthropoda, Insecta, Diptera, Drosophilidae. The record is from RefSeq and is a predicted model, not a curated record. The transcript is spliced from 2 exons.
UAAGCAUUAUGGUUAGCCUGGCAGCGUUGUCGGCCCUUGGGCUGCUUUUAUUAGUGGCGCGUGUUUGGUGUGCCGAGGAUAAAAGCUACAGCGUUGAAUUGAACUCCUUUGAGCGCAAUUCGAUGUUCGAAAACGAUGCAAAGUGGGUGGACUGGGGCUCGCUGCGCGUGAAGAAAGUGGGACGCAAUAAGUUUGCAUUGACUGGUGAAUUCGAAAUGAAACUCAACUUGGGUGAUGAGCAAAAGCUUUCGCUGCAAGUCUUCACCUAUGAUGCCGCCAAUAAGAAAAAGGGUCCAAUGGUCAUGAACGUCAAUAAGCCGUUCUGUCAGUUUAUUAGCGAGGAUGAGGACACCUAUCCGCAUCUGCAGGCAGCUUCCAAUUUGCCCGAAAAGGGUGAAUGUCCCUUUCCCAAGGGCGAGUACAGCAUCGACAACUAUGAGCUGGAGACCACUUUUCUGCCCGACGAUGCACCCAAGGCGGACUAUCUGAUUGAGCUGAAUAUUCUGGAUAAGGAAAUUCCUGUUGCCGGUCUGAUUUCUGCUGUCACGCUGACCUAAAUCUUUUCUUUCUUUGCUCUCUUCUUUCAUUUUUUUUUUGUUACGUUUUGGGUGGAUCCCUUUUUGGCACUGCAAGUGUUUUACGUCUGUUUAUAAGCUAUAAGUUACUUUUUUUUUAUAUGUGAAAUAUAUUGUAACAUGAAAAUCGCUUUCAAAGACCACAAAUUUUCACAAGUCUAAAAUUUUAUAAA